Messenger RNA from Anthostomella pinea, 471 nucleotides. The record is from the annotation of a GenBank genome assembly. NCBI's taxonomy places the organism in Eukaryota, Fungi, Ascomycota, Sordariomycetes, Xylariales, Xylariaceae.
AUGGCCAACUACAUCGUUCGACACCACGACGAUGAGCACCGUCAGGGGGCCGACUACAUCGAGAUGAACGAGAUCACUUUCCUCUAUUCAAUUCAGAACGACCAAGGCCCCGGCAACGAAAGCUACGAGAACCAAUCAGCCGAUAACGAUAUCGCCCGAAACGAACCAGUCGACUACGACGAAAGCAUGGAGAACGCGAACGUCUUCAUCGGUUACGACGAGGCCCCUGGUGCUUUACGGCGUAUGGCUACAUAUGCUUGCAUGGGGUCUACCGGCCAGGCGUCGACGUAUGAUCAUGACGGGUGCCUGCCCGGCGAGGACAUGCCUCCCACACACACGAAGACACCAUAUGGCCUGACCCAGAAGGUCGGCUUUGCAAUCCACAGCGCCGAGGAAAUGUUGGUAGAUCUUGUUGCUCGUCUCCCUCUCUGGAGGGCCUCGAUAUCGGCCAGGAGUUCAUCAGCGACGUAA